Molecule: messenger RNA, 1067 nt
Organism: Manihot esculenta (cassava)
Lineage: Eukaryota; Viridiplantae; Streptophyta; Magnoliopsida; Malpighiales; Euphorbiaceae
Exons: 5
Coding region: 121-900 (259 amino acids)
Source: RefSeq, a predicted model, not a curated record
GGCAAUUAAUCAUUAGAACUCUACGUGGCCCUGGAUGACUCGAAACUGCAAAUAUCAAAAUCUAACAGCCUACAUGCUUAGGGUUUCAUUCAUGCCAAAACCUCUCCAUUUUCAUUCACCAUGAAUCUCUCCACUGCUACUCUCAUCAAAUCCUAUCCUUUGUUUUCCAAAAUCAACAAUUUAUCUCCAAUUACAGGAAGGAUUUCUGGAUAUCGUCCUUCUGGUGUUAGAUUUCCACUUACCAUCACCAAAUGUUCUAUAGCUGAUGUUCCUUUAGCACCUCAAGCUACACACACUUCUUCAUCUUCAUCUUCAUCUUCAUCUUCACCUCCUAUAAUCUCAUCAAAAUUACCCAAUUUGCUGUUUUUGGAGGAGGAGAUAGAGAAGGUUAUUUAUAGAUGCCGUUUCUUGGCGAUUCUUGGGGUUUUUGGUUCCUUGAUUGGAUCAUUUCUUUGUUUUGUGAAGGGGUGCACCUAUGUCAUGUCAUCUUUCAUGGAAUACUUUGUGAAUCAUGGGAAAGUGAUUAUAUUGCUGGUAGAGGCCAUAGAUGUCUAUCUUUUAGGAACAGUGAUGCUGGUUUUUGGAAUGGGUCUCUAUGAGCUUUUUGUUAGCAAUCUUGACAUCGCAAAGUCAUUGUCAGGGGAAGGAGUACCUCAUAGAUCAAAUUUAUUUGGAUUAUUCACCUUGAAGGAACGACCAAGAUGGUUAGAAAUAAAAACUGUGAAUGAGCUAAAAACCAAACUGGGACAUGUAAUUGUGAUGCUUCUUCUGAUAGGUUUCUUUGAAAAAAGUAAGACAGCAGUUAUACAGUCUCCCAUGGAUUUACUUUGCUUCUCAGCUUCUGUUCUCCUUUGCUCUGGCUGUCUCUACUUGUUAUCUAAGCUCACUGACUCCAAAUGAUAGUAUGUACUAUGUUCUUUUCCUUUUCCACCCACUCAUCCCAAUUGGGUUUAGAAUAUAGUUCUGGCAAAUUGAUAUUAUCAUGCAAAUAUAUAUGUAUAUGUAUGCUGUACACUAUUUUAUAAGUUUAUGUGCUUGAAAUGUCACGAGGGGCCUACUUGAUUCAA